Drosophila montana is the source of this 1663-nucleotide messenger RNA. RefSeq names its product Alpha-soluble NSF attachment protein (gene alphaSnap). The record is from RefSeq and is a predicted model, not a curated record. Bases 132 to 1010 code for a protein of 292 amino acids. NCBI's taxonomy places the organism in Eukaryota, Metazoa, Arthropoda, Insecta, Diptera, Drosophilidae. Gene Ontology annotation, biological process: intracellular protein transport; SNARE complex disassembly. The transcript is spliced from 4 exons. Gene Ontology annotation, molecular function: soluble NSF attachment protein activity; syntaxin binding. Gene Ontology annotation, cellular component: vacuolar membrane; SNARE complex.
CACUUCUGCAUUUUCGUAUUGAUUUUAUUUUCAGAAAAGUCCAAGACAAAGUUGUGGGAAACAUAUUCAAAAGCCACCGCGAAUAGUCAUCUAAAUGCAAUUUGGUGAACAAAAAGGCCACAAGUGCAAUUAUGGGAGACAAUGAGCAAAAGGCCCUUCAGCUUAUGGCUGAGGCGGAAAAGAAGCUGACACAACAAAAAGGUUUUCUCGGCUCACUUUUUGGAGGCUCCAACAAGGUCGAGGAUGCCAUCGAAUGCUAUUCGCGAGCUGGCAACAUGUUCAAAAUGUCCAAGAACUGGACCAAGGCCGGCGAAUGCUUCUGCGAGGCAGCCACGCUGCACGGACGCGCCGGCAGUCGCCACGAUGCAGGCACCUGUUACGUGGACGCCUCCAACUGCUACAAGAAGGUGGACGUGGAGAGCGCAGUCAACUGCCUGAUGAAGUCCAUAGACAUCUACACCGACAUGGGACGCUUCACAAUGGCAGCUAAGCAUCAUCAGAGCAUUGCCGAAAUGUAUGAAACCGAUCCGGCUACCCUGGCCAAGGCUGUGCAGCACUACGAGCAGGCGGCAGAUUAUUUCAAGGGCGAGGAGUCGGUGAGCUCGGCCAACAAGUGCAUGCUGAAGGUUGCCCAAUACGCAGCCCAGCUGGAGGAUUACGAAAAAGCAAUAUCGAUAUACGAGCAGGUUGCUGCCUCGUCGCUCGAGAGUUCGCUGCUCAAAUAUAGCGCCAAGGAGUACUUCUUUCGCGCCGCUCUUUGCCACCUGAGUGUUGAUUUGUUGAAUGCGCAGCACGCAAUUGAAAAGUAUGCGCAACAGUAUCCGGCAUUCCAAGAUUCACGAGAGUUCAAGCUUAUCAAGGUUUUGUGCGAGCACCUUGAGGAGCAGAACAUUGAAGGCUUCACAGAGGCAGUCAAGGACUAUGACAGCAUCUCUCGCUUGGAUCAGUGGUACACAACAAUAUUGCUAAGAAUUAAGAAGGCCGCCGACGAGGAUCCCGACUUGCGAUAAGGACACAGAUCUAUUAAAGCAUAUAAAUAAAAAUCUAUUAACGCAUAUAAAACUUAUAAAAUGCUUUUUCAGUUUAAAACAAGUAAUUUAAUAUAACUACAUAUAUGCAUAUAAUUAACAAACACAAAACGAAAAUUAACUCAACUUAAACAAUUCUAUUGCAACAUUUUAAAAAUGAAAGUAAACUAAAGAAAGUGAAAGAAAGAUCCGGAAUUGGAAAUGUUAUUAGAAUGUUAGAAUAGUUAAAACAAGUUUGUUUUUAUUUUUGCCUAUUUAAUUUAACUCGCAAAUGCAAACAAUAUUAUUAGCAAUGCUUUUAUCAAUAAUUUGAUUAUGUUGCAAUAAUGAUAUUAUUAUAAACACAAGUAAUUCGGAAUUGUUUAUCGAGUCUAAGUUAUUAAGUUGUAUAUUUGUUUGUUAAAUUGGAGUUGUUAAGGCGUAUUUAGCUUUUGAGUUAGACAAAUUGUCAAUUGACGGCGAUUAGAAAUCUUACAAUUUUGACAUUAACUAAAAAAUAGUUGAAAAUAUCUUUUAUUAAACAUAAGCGAAAAGAUUUCGAUGGCAACGAUGCGCCAGCAUCAGAAUUGAAUAAUGAGGUAAACGCAUGAUUGAAAAAUAUAUAUAUUAUAAUAUAAUUAAAAGAAGCAUUCAAA